CAAAUGGAUUGUAAUUUCAUUUCACCAUUCAGCUAUGGAUAUGGCGUAGAGAUAAUGUCGAUAUUAUUUUUACGUUUUGUAUAUAUUUGUUUUAAUGUUAAGACACAAAUCUUGUGAUUUAAGUAUUUAGUGUAGAGAGUAAUGUGUUUGUACGUUCAAAGUGUGACAUGUUUGUGAUUGUUUGUGUACUUACUACAUUGGUAGCCUAAUUUUGCAUUGUUUAGCAUAUGCUGAGUGAGAGAUAAGUUUUGUAUUCGUCACGUAGAACCAGUUAAUUACGCAUUAUGGAUUUUCUAAGAGAUCUUGAGAGUUGUGACAGGGGCACAAGAAGUCAUUCUGCUCAAGGUCUGGCCAACAAUGUUACAUCUAGUCCAGUCAUGAAAAUACCAUUACCUCCCCGUUUGUGGAUAACAGAUGUGUCAGAUGAGGAAUCUUCUGAAGAAAUUGAAAGUUGUGUGAGGGAUGAGGGAGUGUUUAACCCGGAACGGACCCGAGUCAAAUCAAGGUUUCGACAUUAUAAGCAGAGGUCUAAUGUUACUGUACCCUUAGGAAUAUUUUGGGACAUAGAGAACUGUCAGGUGCCCCGUGGCUGCUCAGCAAUUGAUGUAGUAGCAGCUAUCCGUGCCAAAUUUCUGACGGGGCGGCGAGAGGCAGACUUUGUGGUGGUCUGUGAUGUGAGGAAAGAAUUACCACUGAGGCUCCAGGAACUUAAUGAUGCUCAAGUAAGCUUGAUCCACGUGUGCGGCACGCAAAAGAACGCAGCCGAUGAGAAGCUGCGGCAGUGUAUGCGCAGGUUUGGGGAGCUGCACAGCGCCCCCGCCUCGCUACUCUUGAUCUCAGGGGACAUUAACUUUGCGGCUGACUUAAGUGACUUUAGACAUAGGAAAAAUAUGGAAGUAAUACUGGUGCAUAAGCAGAAUACAUCGUCCGCCCUUAUAACCUGCGCCUCGUCGCAUUACUGUUAUAACGAACUAACUGCUCACUUGCCUAGAAACCCAAAGACGCUAAGCCAAACUGAAGAGGAGGAGGACCCAAUAUGUGAGGUGGAAGUGAGGAACUUGCCGCUGGAACAGCCGCCGGACCGGGUGUCCCGCAGGCUGCGCCGGCUGGCCGACAACUGCGGCGGGCGCGUGCUGCGCGUCGACACGUCCACGGCCGUGCUGCGGUUCCCCACGCCCGACCAUGCUGCCAGGGCACUGAAGCGUAUGGACGGCGAGGACGUGUUCGGUCGGAAGAUUACCACGCGCUACCUGCGCCCCCUCCAGCCCUACCACGCGUACUCCAGCGACGAGGGCUACAGCACCGCCGGGGUCGACCAGCCCGCCUUCAUACCGCCGCCAGUGCAGGCCUCACCUGUCCCACUGGCGCCGCCGACGGAGUGGGCGCGCGCGCUGCAGACGCUGCCCGCGCCGACGCCGCCGCCGCUCGACUUCUGCCCGCCGCCCGCGCCGCGCCCGCGCAAGAUCCGCGGCAUGCACGGAUCCGCUCCGCUGGACCGCUCGGGCUGCUCGUCCAGCAACAGCGGCGACGACAGCCGCGCCCGCGACAGCCAGAGCCGCGCCGCGUCGCCGUGGAACUCGUCCGCCUCCUUCAGCGAGCCCGGCAGCGAGGCCGAGGACUCCACGGCCGAGCUCACCGUCACCAACCUGCCGCCCUUCGACCCGGCCGUCAUACAGGCCAUGCUCACUAAACUCUUCAGCCAGUACGUCCCCGUUGUCAAAGUGACGGUGUGGGUGUACAACGACGGCCCCAUAGCCAUCGUGGUGGUCCGCUCGGAGUGGGACGCGCGGCUGGCCAUCGCGCGCGUGCACAAGCGCCGCCUCGACAACGCGUGGGGCGGACGCCGCCUGGAGCUGGCGCUCGGCAGACCCUCCCCCGCACCCAACCAGGACGUGCUGCGCGCCAGGCUCCGGGCCAUCCUGCUGGACCACCCCAACCACGCCCUGCCUCUGCUCCGACUGAGAGAUAACUACGCUAGCCGCCAUUGCUGUGCGCUAACCACCUCCGACAUAGCCAGGCUUAAAGACACUGUCGUAAUCCACGAAGGCUACGGGCGACUCGUACAAUUAACGGAUCUAACACCAGUUACAGAGUUAGACAUGGAGGAGGCGCCGUGGAAGUGUCAUAUUCAUGACGGAUUGAGUACGGGACAUGAGGAUGGGAGUAGGAUUCUGCAGCCCGUCUUUAUGGAGAUUUCUGUGCUGGCGAAGAAUACUCUAGCGCUGCUGGACAGCCAUGGAGGAAAAUUGCCUUUAUUAAGUUUCGUGGAGUGCUACGAGGCGGCAUUCUCGUCAUUCUCGUACGACGCGACCCGCGGAGUGCCCCUGGAGCUGCUGCUGCACGGCGCCGCGGGCGUCGAGCUGCGCGACGCGCCCUCGCGCCAUCUGGUGCGCAAGGAGCUGCAGCACGAUCUCAGCUCUAGUUCCCGGUCGAGCGGCGAACGCGAGCGGCCGCGCACGGCGCCGGCGCUGGAGCCGAUGCUGGCUCUGUUCGAGCGCGAGCUCGUGGACCUGCUGCGAGCCGCGCCCCGCUGCUGCAUACCCUUCAGCAAGCUGAUACCAUCUUUCCAUCAUCAUUUCGGUCGCCAGUGCCGCGUAGCUGAUUACGGAUUCACGAAGCUACCUGAAUUACUUUCCGCGCUCAGCAGCACUAUCGUGGUACUAGGCUCAGGGUCAUAUCGCAUCAUCACCAUCUCCGCGGCGGCACAGGGUCGGCGCUGGACCGCCGACCUGCUCAAGCUGCUGAAGGCCGUGCCCGGCCGCGCCGUGUACCCUAACGACAUUCCUGCCUUGUACCAGGAGAACUUCGGCAAGCCAUUCUCGCCGGCGGAGUACGGCGUGUGCACGCUGGCGGAGCUGAUGCGUCGAGUGUCGGCGGGCACGGUGGCGACGGCGGCGGACGGCGCCGUGUCGCUGCCCCGCCGCGCGCCCACGCCCGAGGAGCGCGCCCGCGCCGCGCAGUUCGCGCUGCAGGCCGUCGAGCUGCUGUGCUACACGCCCAACCUGAGGAUGGAAUUCUCCCGUUUCGUACCCGCCUAUCACGCUCACUUCGGCAGCCAGCUCCGCGUCGCCCUCUACGGCUGCGUCAAGCUCGUCGACCUUUUCGACAUUAUCCCCGACGCUGUCUCCGUAUACACUGAACCGAGCGGCGAGAGGGGCGUGAGGCUGGCUAUUAGAACUGCCCGGGCAUUAUUAGCUACGCGAUUCAGAGCCCUCGGCCCUGUGACUUUAGAGACCCUCCCUCAGGCCUACGCGGCGCAGUUCGGCGCCCCCCCGCAGCCGGACGUCCUUAAUGCCUCGACGUUGGAAGAGCUCGUGUACGCGACGGGUGGCUGUGUUGAGAAUGGCCUAGUUCGUGCCCCAGGUGAUGCCCCGCUGUGGGUGACGUCGUGCCUGGCGACGUGCGCGGUGCUGUCGGCGGACCGCAGCGUGGCGCGCGGCAGCACGGAGGAGUACUUCUCCAGCGCCUUCAGGAAGCUGCGCGGCUGCGACCCUGAUGUGCGACGACUGGCGCUAGCUGGAGUAAUAUUGGCUGACGCGCGUUGCGUGCAGCUCACGCCGGCGUGGCGCGUGGUGUGGCGCGUGGCGCAGAUCCUCGCCGACCGGCCCGAGCCCAUGCCCGCCAUGGACGUGUUCGGCGAAUACACCAGUCGCUUCGAACCGCUGUUCCCGUGCGCGGAUUUGGGCUUCGAGUCGGUGGUGGAUUUCCUGCGGCACUACCGCGAGGUGUUCGUGGAGGCGGGCGCUCGCUGGGCGCUGAGCGCCGGCGUGGCGGCGCCGCGCUGUCUGGGCUCCCAGAGGCACGAGGACUACUCUGUUCACGACACGCCGCCGGGACAAAAGGGUUCCCGCGUGUUCGAGUCGCCGAAGACGAGCCUGUGGUGCUCGCCGCCCGCCAGCGCGCUGCCCGCGCCCACGGCGCUGCUCGUGCACGAGAGCAAACGCCGCAUCCGCCUGGCGGCGCAGUUCGACGCCAUGCAAUAGGCUGUUCGCGGCCGCUCCAGCAAGGUGAUACAUUCCUUCCAAUUUUUAUCUCGUAAAAAUUGCAUGCGUUCCAACGUCACCCCAGCUAUAUCAGGAUUGUAUCCAGGGUUGCAACGAAUUUUAUCAUCUAGACUAAUUCAAGUGUCCUAAAAAUGUGAUGUCUAUAACAAUAAUGUUCUAGAUCGUAUAUUUUUGUGUGUUUAUUAAGGAUAAGAUAUUUCAACACAUUCGGAAAAUGUUACAAUGCAUACAAUUUGCACCCUGAUCAAAAUGAAAUCAGUGUGUAUCUCGAAUGUUAUAUUAAAAUUAUUUAAGAAUUGUGUAUAGUCUAUAUUUAGUUCUCCCCAGUUUUACUUUAUUGACAAAAAGUAUUUCUCGUUUAUAUUAUAGUAUGUUUCGAGUAUUUACUAUUAAUGUAUUGAUCGUCCUUAAUCAGCGGUACAUGGAAUUAGGUUUGGUCUGUUCAUUAAUAAUGAUGCACCGAUUAAUGAAUGUGAAGUAUUAAUCUUUUUAACAUUUGACAUUUUUUAUUUUAGGUUUGGAAGACUAGAACAGGCCUAAUUAUUAUUGAUAUUUCAUGCAUUUUACUCUGAACAAUCUUCAUUUAUUAUCUUGAUCGAUUUGUCUGUACGUCUGAUUUUAAUAGUUAACGCAAAUUAGAAGUAACUACGUUCGUUUUUCCAUUUUGAAAUAUCAAUAAUUAUUGUCUAAGAGGUGUAAGUCAAGCUCAAAUAUUAGUAGGUAUACGAUUGAAUGUAAUUAUUAUUUAUAAUAUUAAAAAGUGUAAAUAACAUUUUCCGAAUGUUCUUAUAAAGUACAAUAUUAUUACUGUAUGUUUGUUUCGUCGUAAGAAUUUUAUCCUUUUACAUGAUCUCCAUCAAAUCGCUAUAAUUAGGCCUUACCUGUUUAUUGAAAUGUAUUAAGAAUUGUUACUGUACAGUC
This is a messenger RNA of Cydia strobilella, 4925 nucleotides long. RefSeq names its product meiosis regulator and mRNA stability factor 1 (gene Marf1). The transcript has 21 exons. Gene Ontology annotation, molecular function: CCR4-NOT complex binding; RNA binding; RNA nuclease activity. Gene Ontology annotation, cellular component: peroxisome; cytoplasm. The coding region runs from base 285 to 3983 and encodes 1232 amino acids. Lineage: Eukaryota; Metazoa; Arthropoda; Insecta; Lepidoptera; Tortricidae. Gene Ontology annotation, biological process: regulation of gene expression. The record is from RefSeq and is a predicted model, not a curated record.